Letharia columbiana is the source of this 930-nucleotide messenger RNA. RefSeq lists its product as uncharacterized. Gene Ontology annotation, biological process: recombinational repair; interstrand cross-link repair. The transcript is spliced from 2 exons. Gene Ontology annotation, molecular function: single-stranded DNA binding. Lineage: Eukaryota; Fungi; Ascomycota; Lecanoromycetes; Lecanorales; Parmeliaceae. The record is from RefSeq and is a predicted model, not a curated record. Gene Ontology annotation, cellular component: mitochondrial nucleoid; mitochondrial chromosome. The coding region runs from base 1 to 930 and encodes 309 amino acids.
AUGGCUACCAUUACCCUCCAGAGGGCUUCCUGGUGUCUACAAAUUUCAAGGACGUCGCGUACUUUUGCUGUUAGCUUCACGACAGCACUGCCGCGCAAAGGCAAACCUCGUCAUCUCCCACAAGACUUCUCCAGCCCCCUACGCGAAACCUCAAAUCCUCUCCACUCUAGUAGAGAAGACGCUGCACGACGAUCUACAAGACAGGCUGAAACUAAACGAGCUUUUACUUCAACGAGGGUCUACCGGGCCCAACAAGAAGCAGCUUCGCCAGCCUCAAGACCGACCUCUCUCGAUGCCCAACAACCUCAGCCUCCAGAAUCAAUUUUGCCCGACACACGCGAUCUGACUUCCGGCCUCAACGACCAAAACGUUUUUCUAGACGAAGGCGCUCGCCAAGUCGAUUGGACGCGCUCGUUCCACGGUCUCUCCAAUGAAGCUUUCUCGCCUGAAGCCGCAAAGGUGCUGCUUGCGCCUAUAGAGCCAGAUGAGAUCGAGGUCAAGCCGGAUGGCAUCAUAUACCUUCCCGAGAUCAAAUAUAGAAGGAUUUUGAAUCAGGCUUUUGGGCCAGGAGGAUGGGGCUUGGCGCCGAGAGGAGAGACCAUCGUGACAGCGAAGGCUGUGACAAGGGAGUACGCUCUCGUUGCACUAGGAAGGCUCGUAUCCGUCGCUCGCGGGGAGCAAGAUUACUUCUCGCCGGAAGGCAUUCCCACCGCAGUCGAAGGAUGCAAGUCUACAGCUCUUAGACGCUGCUGCAAGGAUCUCGGUGUGGCGAGCGAGUUAUGGGAUCCAAGAUUCAUUCGGAAGUUUAUGGCGCAGCAUGUGAAGGAAGUCUUUGUCGAGCACCAGGUCACAAAGAAGCGAAAGAAGAUGCACUUGAGGAAGGAUGAUUCGAUCAAAUAUCCUUUCAAAGAAAUGAAGUAUGGGUCUUGA